CCGGCAGCCAGGACCCCAUCUCCCUUCUUUUUCCUCCCUUCCUCCUUUCCCCCUCCCCCUCCCCCGCCCACCAUGGCUCGCCAUCACUCGGAUUUGAUUAUGUGCCAGAAGCAGCCUGGCGUCGCGAUUGGCCGCCUUUGCGACAAGUGCGACGGCAAGUGCGUUGUCUGUGACUCGCUCGUGCACCCGGCCACGCUGGUUCGCAUUUGCGAUGACUGCAACUUUGGCUCCCUCCAAGGCCGCUGUGUCAUUUGCGGCAAUGUCGGUGUGUCUGACGCGUACUACUGCAAGGAGUGCACCAUCCUCGAGAAGGAUCGCGACGGAUGCCCGAAGAUCGUCAAUGUCGGCACCGCACGCAUGGAUCUUUUCUACGAGAAGAAGGGAAAAUCCGGCGGCGGCGGCGGCCUCAGCCUGGCGCGCGAUCUACAGUGACACACGGUGUUUUUCCGUGUCUCUGGGCCGGCCUGCCCUGCCCCCCUCCCCCCUGUCCAUCGGCAUCCGCCGGCCGAUGGGAAAUACACCACACAAAACAUACUA
Molecule: messenger RNA, 537 nt
Organism: Fonticula alba
Lineage: Eukaryota; Rotosphaerida; Fonticulaceae
Exons: 4
Coding region: 73-432 (119 amino acids)
Biological process (GO): mRNA splicing, via spliceosome
Cellular component (GO): precatalytic spliceosome; U2 snRNP; catalytic step 2 spliceosome
Source: RefSeq, a predicted model, not a curated record